This is a messenger RNA of Talaromyces marneffei, 1380 nucleotides long. RefSeq lists its product as uncharacterized. The transcript is spliced from 3 exons. Gene Ontology annotation, molecular function: L-pipecolate oxidase activity; flavin adenine dinucleotide binding; sarcosine oxidase activity. Bases 1 to 1380 code for a protein of 459 amino acids. The record is from RefSeq and is a predicted model, not a curated record. NCBI's taxonomy places the organism in Eukaryota, Fungi, Ascomycota, Eurotiomycetes, Eurotiales, Trichocomaceae.
AUGGGGCUACCAGACAGGAUCUUGAUUGUCGGAGGCGGGGUAUUUGGAUUAUCAACUGCCUUAUCGCUUUCAGAACGCCAUCCCAAUAAGAAGAUCACCUUGAUUGAAGCCUCGCCUACAAUCCCCAAUCCACAUGGCUCAUCAGUCGACACCUCGCGCAUCAUCCGCGCAGACUACUCAAGCCCAGCAUAUGCCAAACUGGCAGCAGAUGGUAUCAAAAAAUGGCGCUGUACCGAAUGGGGACAAGAAGGUCGCUAUACAGAGAACGGCUUGGCUUUGAUAUACACGGAAGGAAAUCCCGACUCUGAGACCUACACGAAAAAGAGCUACGAGAACGUGAAAAAGUUGCUUGAGGAAGAAGGCGAAGGACCAGAAAGUGUAGCGGAGAAAAUUGUUUAUUUGUCGGACAAGGCAGCGUUGGAGAAAGUGGUGCCGCGAUAUACGGCGGGGAUGGAUAUUUCAGGAGGAUAUCUCAAUCGAGGAUCAGGAUGGGGUGAUGCCGAAGCGGGGGUGCGAUUCGCAAAGCAGAAACUUGACGAAAUGGCCAAAGUCGACUUUAAGUAUGGAGAGGUAGAAAGAUUGAUAUUUGAGGAGACAACAUCAGCCUCCCAACGCAAAGUCACCGGUGUUGUGCUAAAACACGCCGUGGAUGGUACCAUCUCGGCAAUCACAGCAGAUCUCGUCAUCCUAGCAACAGGUGCUGCAACAGGCAAGUUAGUCGACCUCCGCGGCAUUGUCGACGCCACAGGCCAAGUAUUGGCAUACAUCCAAAUCACCGACGAAGAGCAGGCGCAAUUAGCAAAUAUGCCCACCAUCCUCAGCUUCUCGACAGGCAUGUUCAUCAUUCCUCCACGAAACAACCUGCUCAAAAUCGCUCGUCAUGCCUAUGGUUACUUGAACCCGUCGGAUGUUCCGAUACCCGGUACCACCACCACAUCUUCGUCACAAACCAUGAGAAUUAGUCUGCCCGUACAUGAUCUACCAAUCCCAGCCGAGGGGGAGAGAGCUUGUCGCCAGGCCCUCCGUGAAAUGCUACCUUCCUUCGCCGAAAGACCGUUUGCGCGGACCAGGAUAUGUUGGUACUCAGAUACCCCCACUGGCGACUUCCUCAUCACCUACCACCCGUCCCAUCCAAACCUCUUCCUAGCCACCGGCGGCAGUGGCCACGGCUACAAAUUCUUCCCAGUGCUCGGGGAUCAAAUCGUGGACGCCCUUGAGGGAAGACUAGAUGCUGAAUUGCAGCAGUUAUGGAAAUGGCCGGAGGAGCGGCACAUUACUGAAGAGAAGGGUGGGGAGUUUGUGGUGACGAAGGAUGGGAGUCGGUCCGGGAAGAUUGGGAUGAUAUUGAAGGAUGAGCUUGCCAAGUCGAGUCGUUUAUAA